AUGACGGGUUUACCCUUCUCCUUAGUCUGUGCGCUAUCAUAUACUCUAAUCCAAAAUGGGGCAACCUUUGUUAGUGUAGAUAAAAUUCCAAAUCCAAGAGAUGGAAGUCCAGCAUUGUUGAUUCAAGAUGAUGGUGGUGGCAUGGAUUCGGAAGCAAUGCGUCGCUGCAUGAGUUUUGGAUUUUCAGAUAAAAAUUCCAAGCUUGCUAUUGGACAGUAUGGAAAUGGCUUCAAGACCAGCAGUAUGAGGCUUGGUGCAGAUGCUAUAGUCUUCAGUCGCCAUCUGAAUAAUGGGAUUUUGACUCAAAGCAUUGGACUUUUGUCAUAUACAUUUCUGAUGCAAACACAACUCGACAGAAUAGUAGUACCAAUGGUGAAUUAUGAGUAUAAUACCUCAACUUCAUCGUUGGAUGUGUUAAAUGGCAAAGAACAUUUUAUGGCAAAUUUAGAAUUGCUGUUGCGUUGGUCACCAUAUUCAUCCGAAGCAGAUCUUCUGAAACAAUUUCAAGACAUGGGAUCGUACGGUACUAAAGUUAUUGUCUACAAUUUGUGGUUCAACGAUGAGGGGAUUACGGAGUUAGAUUUUGAUACAGAUCCCAAGGAUAUUCGCAUUGCUUGGGAUGUCAAGAAGAUCAGUACUAUACCUACACGGAAGAGAAUCCAAGAGGAACAUAUUGCAAAAACAUUUCGUUACUCAUUACGUGUGUACUUGUCCAUAUUGUACUUGCGGUUACCAAAAACUUUCCAAAUUAUAUUGAGAGGGCAAGCUGUGAAGCCACAUAGCAUUGCUGACGAUCUUAAACUUGUUGAAUUUAUCAAAUAUACACCGCAAUGUGCUGGACCUGUAGAGGAACUUUUUGUAACAAUUGGAUUUCUUAAGGAAGCCCCUCAUGUCAAUAUCCAUGGUUUCAAUGUAUAUCACAAACAUCGGCUGAUACUGCCAUUUUGGCAGGUUGUAAGAUAUCAACACAGUAGAGGCAGAGGAGUUGUUGGUAUCAUGCAAGCAGAUUUUGUUGAGCCAACUCAUGAUAAACAAGAUUUUGAGAAAACUUCCUUGUUUCAAAAGCUAGAAGCGCGGUUAAAGUCAAUGACAUGGGAGUACUGGGAUACUCAUUUUAAACUAAUUGGAUAUCGGGCGGAAGAUAAGACUCGGACUCGAGUUACCAAACCACUUCCUUCAUUGCAAAAAUCACUUGGAUAUCAUAAUAAGAGGAAGACAGAUGAACCGAUAGACCUUCAGAAGAGGAAAAAACAUGCAAGUGAAGAAUAUGUAACUGGUCUUGGUUUCGGUCAGAAUAAACAGAUCACCACAACUCCUGCAGACGAGGUUGUAAACCCAGAGACUAUAAAUUUGAUGCAAGAAAAUAAGAAACUACAUACAGAAUGUUUAGAAUUGGAAAAGAGAGGUGAAGAACUUAAUUCCAAGGUGGUGGAGCUUAGAAGUAAAAUAGAGGAAGCCCAAAAUGAAUAUAAUCAGCUUUUAGCUGAACUGCAGUCCUUAGACGUGAAAGAGGAGUAG
Molecule: messenger RNA, 1518 nt
Organism: Vicia faba (fava bean)
Lineage: Eukaryota; Viridiplantae; Streptophyta; Magnoliopsida; Fabales; Fabaceae
Source: the annotation of a GenBank genome assembly